This is a messenger RNA of Mercenaria mercenaria, 3379 nucleotides long. RefSeq lists its product as uncharacterized. The transcript has 4 exons. Bases 1266 to 2507 code for a protein of 413 amino acids. Lineage: Eukaryota; Metazoa; Mollusca; Bivalvia; Venerida; Veneridae. The record is from RefSeq and is a predicted model, not a curated record.
CACGUACAUAAAAAUCUCCGAAAAAAAAUUUUUUUUUCUUAUUAUGCGGUCCGGAAUGAUAACGGCGAAAUAGGUUUUAUCGAUGUUUAAAUGCGUCUAAGUGACAUUGAUUGGAAUUCAAUCGUCCAUUAACUGUAAAACACAAGUUACAGCUGAUGAUCCAAGAAUUAAUAUGGUGUUUUUCAUCGUUUGUGUUAGGUCAGGAAAUUCUAAACCUCUUCAGAACACGGCCUUCGAUAUGCCGCUCGACGAUGAAGAAGUGACUUUUUGCGAUUUAUUCAAUAAAAUAAAAAAAACUCAGCUCAAUUUGAAAGACGUCCACGAGGACGGAAUAAUAAACAUUCGAAUAAAACAGAGCAAAUCGGACGAUGGGGUUUUGAUGUCGUCUAGUGCUAUGAAGUUGUCUGUUUGUAAGACUUUAAAUUCUCACUUUGUUGAAUAUGAAAUCGACUGCAAUAACAAUUCUGUCAAUAGUGACAAUAACAAAUUAGAAGGUGAAAAUGCAUUUUCAGUUUUGAUGAAAUCCCAGACUACUUACAAGCAGCCAUUAAAACCACAAAAAGAAAAGUUGUCAGCUCCAGAAAAACUAUUAUGUGAUGUUAUAGAUUGGGUAACCAAGUAUGACAUGGGGUGGACACCGGAAACGAGUGAGACUGGACAAACUGUAGUAAAAACUCUAUCAAAUGCGUUGUGGUUUAUUGAUCACUGUCACAAAAGAUUUGAAGAUAAUGGUUGUAGAGUACCCAAACAGUUUAAACACUUUCAGGGUUAUAAUAACUUUGCCGCGUUUUAUCAUAGGGCCCCAAUCAUCACGUCUGAAAAACUUAAUGAUCAUUGUUUGAAUCUUAAUAAAUGUUUGGGAUUUCCAUCUAUGACUACAGAGAAACACAAAACAUUAGCUGGUCAUUUGGAGGAUUUAUUGUCAUGUUUGACAAAGUACAAAAUAAGACUUGACAAGGACAAUGCACGCCACAAAACGGUUUAUCACAAUAGAUCGGAGGAUGAAUGUAGAAGUGUUGAAAAAGAUUCAACAUGCUACUUUGUAACACCAGUUCCUGUUGUUCAAGACAUAUAUAAAUCGUUAGACAAAGCACUUAAGAAGGGUGGGGAUUAUAAGUAUAUUGAUCUUGAUCAGUUCACCCCAAGAGAAAGAGGUCAGCGAAGAAAGUACAUUAAAGAUUUUCACUUGACGAGGCCUGCAAUGAUUUUCAGAAUGGCUUAUGGUGGCAAUGUAGGUACUCUGAACUUUCUUUGGGGAGUUACAAAUGAAAACGUGCCUGCAAAUACAACAAAAAAAUGCUAAAAUAACGGCUGAAAUAAUGAAAUCCCUUCCAAAGUUUUCUACCAGGGCUAUGAGACGUGACUUCAUCAACAAAUACGCUAAACAUGUGAAGACUCCAAAGUCUCUUUUACGCCACAUGUAUAAUGAACUUACACAAACUGAAUCCCAAGAUGAAAAUGAUGAACAGAAAAUGCUGAAUGAAAGGGUAGCAGAAAUUCUAUUGGAAUCAGAUGAUCCUCAGCUCCUUUUGGACUACCGUGAACUGAAUGGAAAAAGUGUAAACGAGAAGUACAACAUAUUCUUUAAUGAAAUGGGGCAAUACUUUGAAAAACAGUUGCUGCCAGUGAAUGAAAGAAGACAUGGUAAUGAGCUUUACCUCCCCCUUGCUAUUUCAGUUGAGGAUUUGAAAUCUCAGGUGACUAAGCAAUGCCCACCAGGUACCCCAAUUCCAAGUUCAGAGACUAUAAGACUUCAAUUUAUGCCAGGAAAUCCAUUCCAGAAAACUGCUUUGAGAUAUACUGGACGCUUCAAUGUUAAAUUCAGGGUACAGACAAGGCAAGCGCGUCUUUAUCAUCCGGAUGGACGUUAUGUUGCAACAAUGUUCAGAUACCUAAAACAGUUCUGUGUUAGAUUUAGGGAAGAGUCAUUAUUCAUCUGUCUUGAUGACAAAGCCAUAGUUCCAGUGGGUGACCCAGGUGUACCAAUAUCUACGGGGGUUAGAGGACAUAAUAAAGUUAUGACACCAGCCAGUGGACCAGAACUUGUUGCAGCAGAUCAUGACUUUCAUGUUGCUGGUUUGGUUCCAUCAGUUGUUCUUGUCACUGAAGCCCCUUCUAGUUCAAAUGAUAGUUUUUUCACUGGUAAAGUCUAUGUUACUACAAAAGACAAGGUUUUUCAAUCUUCACACCCUUUUAGACAUACGACAGAGCUGAUAAGAAUUCUUAGAGAACACCAUUCCUCUGAUAAUGUUAACCUGGAGGUACCGAUCUUGUGUAUGAUGACAGACGGAGGCCCUGACCACCGUGUUACGUAUGAAUCAGUAAAAGCAUCUCUUGUUCAGCUGUUGAUGCAGCUUGACCUCGACAUGCUAAUCGCAAUUAGAACUGCGCCAAAUCAGAGUUGGGUAAAUCCGGCAGAGAGAUGCAUGUCAAUUCUAAAUCUUGCCUUACAACAUGUAGCUUUGUCUAGGGAGAAAAUGUCAGAUGAAAUGGAAAAAAAAUAUUAAAGAUAAAACAUCCUUGAAUGCUAUUCGUAAUGCUACCACUAAAACUCAAGAGCUCAAACAAGCAUUUGGUGAUAGUAUGCAGAGUGUCAUUGCAACAGUUAAUGAUCGAUUCAGUAGAAUGAAGUUGAAAGGUGUCCCAUUCACUACCUACACUGGGGCAUCUGCUGAAGACAUUGAGGAUAGUCUGAAAAUUCUAUGUGAUACUACUGGUGCAAAUCCUUCUAAACUCCAUUCAUCAGCAACGAGCAAGGAAAUAAAAACUAGCAAGGAAUUUCAGGAUUUCAUCAAAAUUCACGGGGAGAGUAAUCAUUACAGUUUUCAGCUGAAAAAGGGCCAAGGGGAUAACCUGUGUCAAUAUUGUACUAUCUGCCCUUCUCGACGCAGAGACGGCUUCAGUUCUUGCCUUGCCCUGUCCCAGAUGAAGGUGGUCAACAUUACAGAGACUUUAAUGAGCUAUAUGGAAAGGACAUUGAUGGCAGCCAUAGACCUUCGGCUAAGACAACUUCAGUAUUCGAUGACGAAUCUGUUGUAUGUGACCUUAGAAACAGGGAUAUAUUGAAAGCAGUCAAAGCAAGAGAUGCGAUAUCUUGUUCCGAGUGUGCCAAGCCGCGGGUGGUCUAUUCUGCUGUUAAGAUGACUAGGGAGCAGGAUACAGCGUUACGGCGUUUACGAGAAGAAAACAGUUACACAUGUGGUGACAGUGUGGAAGAGUAUGGCCUUGUGACAAAACGGGCAUUGUCAUGUACAUCUGAAAUUGAGCUAACAUAUUAUGGACAAGGGGUUAGGUCAUACCUGCCCCCAUGUUGUAUUUAUUGUGGACAGACAGAAAACCUGCUGGAUGACACAGAUCCAUAUAUAGCAAAACUUUUUGA